CUCAGCUUGCAGCGUUACGCAAUAACUUUGCAAUACAAACCGGGUAAAGAGCUAUUCCUAGCGGACGCGUUAUCGCGGUUUCCUAAUAAGAUGGCACUGCAAGAAGAAACCGAGCAGUUUCAAGUGAAUGUGCUUGACUAUGUUUCAGCGUCGGAACACCGCUUGAAAACCUUGCGGGAUGCGACAAACGAGGAUCCGGCACUGAUCAUCAUCCGUGAAUACGCAGAGACGGCGUGGCCGGAGCACAAGCAUGGUGUCCCAGAGCCGGGAAGGCCAUACUGGACCUACAGGGAAGAAGUUCACGCACAAGAUGGGCUAGUCUUCCGAAGCAACAAGAGGCUCAUGGGGCGGCAGACCCGGACCCUCCUGCCGGUACCAACAAUUCACCUGGAGCCAGAGGCCAUACCCAGCAAGGAGGUCCACGACCGUCUCCAGACGAUCCGGCGCCGGCAAAAGAUCCACUACGACCGCAGCGCCAGGAACCUUUCCCCGCUGACGCCGGGACAACGCGUAACGACGUACGACACUCUCCAGAGAACCUGGGCUCCAGCUAUUGUUCUAAGGCCAGCCGCAACGCCAAGAUCUACGAUUGUGAAGACCGAAGACGGCCAUGAAAUCCGUCGCACAAGAGAACACCUGCGGGAGGCAGCACCUCAACCGGAGCCAGAAUCAACCUCGCAGGGGCCUUCAGAAGUCUACCUCCAGCCUGGGCAACAGCAGUUACGCAGGAGCACAAGAUUACGUCGGGAACCCUGUCGAUACCCGUUGCCAGAUGAAACUUCUAGACCUUAUCAUCAUUAAAGGGGAGAUGUGGCCAUAUCACGCUGUCAUUCUGAUAGCGCCCAGACUGUUAACAUGUGACGCCUACGUCACCCCUUUCCAAGUGUACUUAUAUCGCUCCCUCCCAUGAAUAAACGCCUUUCGUUACCGGA
Dermacentor andersoni is the source of this 932-nucleotide messenger RNA. The record is from RefSeq and is a predicted model, not a curated record. NCBI's taxonomy places the organism in Eukaryota, Metazoa, Arthropoda, Arachnida, Ixodida, Ixodidae.